Messenger RNA from Achroia grisella, 970 nucleotides. It is a transcript of the gene jagn, whose product is annotated as protein jagunal. Gene Ontology annotation, biological process: endoplasmic reticulum organization; vesicle-mediated transport. The transcript is spliced from 4 exons. Lineage: Eukaryota; Metazoa; Arthropoda; Insecta; Lepidoptera; Pyralidae. The record is from RefSeq and is a predicted model, not a curated record. Bases 175 to 771 code for a protein of 198 amino acids. Gene Ontology annotation, cellular component: endoplasmic reticulum membrane.
UGAAACGUUGGCAUAUUUGGCAUUUCUAUCUUUCGUUUUGGCAUAUCUAUUGAAAAUGAAAUUAAAAUAAUAUACAAAAUUUAAACACGAAUUAUCUGAAAAAUGGUCUUAUUGUGAUCUUUUGAAGUUGAGAAGUAUAUUUUCUGUUAAUUGGUUGUAGAAUUAAGUUAUAAAAUGGCUUCACGCGGUGGUAUUAUGGUGACAGGGACGAAUGGAGCUGAUUUCGAACACAGAGAAAAAGUUGCUGCACAAUAUCAAUUAAGUGCUUUAAAUAAAUCCCGACUGAAAUACUGUGUAUUCUUCCAUCAUAUGCUGUUCCUGGUGAUGCUGGCCAAGUUAUCUGCUGAUAUACUGGACAAACUUGAUAUUUUUAUAUUAGAAAUUGAAGAAUUACAAAUACCACAGCCAGUUUGGUGGGAGUAUGUUUGGUGCCUGUCACUUCUCCUCUCGUUCCUAGGUCUCUCUGCUAUAAAACGGAACAAUAUAAAACAAUUAAGACGUUAUAUGUAUGGCAUCUGUAUUCUCGGAUUUGGACCGUUACUGUACUGUGUCUUGUAUUAUUGUGGAGAUGUUUGGAGAUACUUGUCAAGAGACGACGAAGAAGAUGACAGCUCUGAAGUAGAGAUUGAGUUAUGGCAGGAUUACCCAUACGGCUUGCUGUGGUAUGCGUUCGUACUACUUGGAUCGCAAAUUCAUUUCUUUCAAUUGUACUUCUCGUACAAUCUACUUAAAGCGUGGCGCGCCAGAGGAGCAUUGAGGAAAGCAGAAUGAACCAGAACUGUUAAGUUUAAUUGUACCUUUUGAAACAUAGUAACUAUUAAAAGAUGCCUUUGACAAUAUUUUAUCAUAUAAUUUAAUAACAAUACUAGUUAAAUUACAAUGUUUUUACUAUAAUUCUGCCAAGUUUAAUAGGCCUCUUUCGAUGAGAGUGUGAUGGUAAUGAAAUUGUACGAUUUUAUUGACGGAUUAU